Molecule: messenger RNA, 3438 nt
Organism: Neomonachus schauinslandi (Hawaiian monk seal)
Lineage: Eukaryota; Metazoa; Chordata; Mammalia; Carnivora; Phocidae
Gene: FLRT3
Product: fibronectin leucine rich transmembrane protein 3
Exons: 3
Coding region: 1029-2978 (649 amino acids)
Molecular function (GO): protein binding
Source: RefSeq, a predicted model, not a curated record
AGACUUGGAGGUGGGCUGUGUGCAGUAAACUGGAAUGCUCUCCCUCACUCACUCCUCAGUGUAGGAGUGAUCUGAAGCAGGACAAGCUCUAACUGCAGCUGCUGUUGGCUUUGUGUGGACUGGACGCGGAGCUUGGGAGAGGGGGAGGGUUAUUACUCCAAUUCGCAGUCAGUGGAAUUACAGCUAUAGCAGCAGUAUAUAUGGGAUUGCUUUUUCUCGUCUUCCUGGAGAUGCUCAGACCCAGUAUAUUUUGAGGAAGAGAAAUGUAAACGAAAUCUAGUAUGCUUCCUUUUUUUUUUCCUACGAAGAAUAUUUGAAUUAAGCUUUACCUCUUAAAAAAGAAUACCUAUUCUUCUAUAACGUGACUGCACCAGAUAUUCUGAGAAAGCAGCAAGAAGCAAAAGCUGGAAAUAGCUAUUUCACAGCAGGUAAUCAUACCUCAGGAUAUAGCUACUGUACAAAGUUUAUACUUGGAUAAUCCUGGAUAGGAAUAAAGGUGGGGGGUAACUGACUGAAAAACCUAUUACUAUACAGGCCUUAGCAUCAUGAAUGGCUUUCUUCAUGAGGAUCUGAAGUUACUAUCUCUGACCACAUUGCACAGAAGAGCCAAUAAGAAUUUCAAAGAGAGCAAUUUCUACUAAGGGAAUUAAGCUACACAAAAGGAACCUUCACACAGAAACUCUAUCAGAAAAAAAAAAAAAAAGUGCAUAGGAAGCCAUGUGUUCUACAUAGUAACAGGAAGCUGAAUUGUUUCUGGUCCCUACUUUAAUGAGCUUGCCCACCAUGCUGAACUGCAGCUGGAAUGUUCAUUGACAACAGCGAGCCUGAUCUGGAGGUGUGUGCGGCAUAGGAUUACUUGAAUAAACAGUGAAGAACAUUUCCAAGGACUGAACAAGAGUUUAUAAGUCCCAGCCCCUCACCAGGAAAAUAAUAUAUGCGCAUUGGAUUUUCACUCACGCAAAAUUUAUUCACAUCAUUCAAUAAGGGCUCUGACGCUACCGUGUACAAAGACCUCAACACUGCUGACCAUGAUCAGCCCAGCCUGGAGCAUCUUCCUCAUCGGGACUAAAAUUGGGCUGUUCCUUCAGGUGGCACCUCUAUCAGUUAUGGCUAAGUCCUGCCCAUCCGUGUGCCGCUGUGAUGCAGGUUUCAUUUACUGUAAUGAUCGCUUUCUGACAUCCAUUCCAACAGGAAUACCAGAGGAUGCUACAACUCUCUACCUUCAGAACAACCAAAUAAAUAAUGCUGGAAUUCCUUCAGAUUUGAAAAACUUGCUAAAAGUAGAAAGAAUAUAUCUGUAUCGCAACAGUUUAGAUGAAUUUCCUACCAACCUACCAAAGUAUGUAAAAGAGUUACAUUUGCAAGAAAAUAACAUAAGGACUAUCACUUAUGAUUCACUUUCCAAAAUUCCCUAUCUGGAAGAAUUACAUUUAGAUGAUAACUCGGUGUCUGCUGUUAGCAUUGAAGAGGGGGCAUUCCGAGACAGCAACUAUCUCCGACUGCUUUUCCUGUCCCGUAAUCACCUUAGCACAAUCCCCUGGGGUUUGCCCAGGACUAUAGAAGAACUACGCUUGGAUGAUAAUCGCAUAUCCACUAUUUCAUCACCAUCUCUUCAAGGUCUCACUAGCCUCAAACGCCUGGUUUUGGAUGGAAACCUGUUGAACAACCAUGGUUUAGGUGAUAAAGUUUUCUUCAACCUAGUCAACUUAACAGAACUGUCCCUGGUACGGAAUUCCCUGACUGCUGCACCAGUAAACCUUCCAGGCACAAACCUGAGGAAGCUUUAUCUUCAAGAUAACUACAUCAACCGGGUACCCCCAAAUGCUUUUUCUUAUCUAAGGCAGCUGUAUCGACUUGAUAUGUCCAAUAACAACCUAAGUAAUUUACCUCAGGGUAUCUUUGAUGACUUAGACAAUAUAACCCAACUGAUUCUUCGCAACAAUCCCUGGUAUUGUGGGUGCAAGAUGAAAUGGGUACGUGACUGGUUGCAGUCACUACCUAUGAAGGUCAAUGUGCGUGGGCUUAUGUGCCAAGCCCCAGAAAAAGUUCGGGGGAUGGCUAUUAAGGACCUUAAUGCAGAACUGUUUGAUUGUAAGGACAGUGCAGUUGUAAGCACCAUUCAGAUAACCACUGCAAUACCCAACACGGUAUAUCCUGCUCAAGGACAGUGGCCAGCUCCAGUGACCAAACAACCAGACAUUAAGAACCCCAGGCUCACUAAAGAUCAGCGAACCACAGGGAGCCCAACAAGAAAAACAAUUAUAAUUACUGUGAAAUCCGUCACCUCUGACACAAUUCAUAUCUCUUGGAAACUUGUCCUACCUAUGACUGCUUUAAGACUCAGCUGGCUCAAACUGGGCCAUAGCCCAGCAUCUGGAUCUAUAACAGAAACUAUCGUAACAGGGGAACGGAAUGAAUACUUAGUCACAGCCCUGGAGCCUGAUUCGCCCUAUCGAGUCUGCAUGGUUCCCAUGGAAACCAGUAACCUCUACCUAUUUGACGACACCCGUGUUUGUAUUGAGACUGAAACUGCACCCCUUCGAAUGUACAACCCUACAACCACCCUUAAUCGAGAGCAAGAGAAAGAACCUUACAAAAACCCCAAUUUACCAUUGGCUGCCAUCAUUGGUGGGGCUGUGGCCCUGGUGACCAUCGCCCUUCUUGCUUUAGUGUGCUGGUAUGUUCAUAGAAACGGAUCACUCUUCUCAAGGAACUGUGCGUACAGCAAAGGGAGGAGAAGAAAGGAUGACUACGCGGAAGCUGGCACUAAGAAGGACAACUCCAUCCUGGAAAUCAGGGAGACUUCUUUUCAGAUGUUACCAAUAAGCAGUGAACCAAUCUCAAAGGAGGAAUUUGUAAUACACACCAUAUUUCCUCCUAAUGGAAUGAAUCUGUACAAAAACAAUCACAGUGAAAGCAGUAGUAACCGAAGCUACAGAGACAGUGGUAUUCCAGACUCAGAUCACUCACACUCAUGAUGCUGGAGGCCUUGUAGCAGACUGUGUUUUGGUUUUUUUAAACCUAAGGGAGGUGAUGGUAAGAACCCUGUUCUACUGCAAAACACUGGAAACAAAAGACUGAAAAAAGCAAUGUACUGUACAUUUGCCAUAUAAUUUAUAUUUAAGAACUUUUUAUUAAAAGUUUCAAAUUUCAGGUUACUGCUGCGAUUGAUGUAGUGGAGAUGCCUGAACACAAUUCUAUAUUUUAGUAUUUUUUAGUAAUUUGUACUGUAUUUUCCUUGCAAAUAUUGAAGUUAUAAACCAUUUACUUUGUGUUCUACUGAGUAAGAUGACUUGUUGACUGUGAAAGUGAAUUUCCUUGCUGUGUUGAACAAUCAGGACUGAGUUCACAUGAGAUCCUUGUAGUAUAAGCACAGGCCAUUUUUCACUUUGGUAUUAAUAAAAUGUAAAAAAAAAAAAACUGGCUGAAUGAGAAAAA